UUUUGCAGAUUACCAAAUAUGUCUACAAAUUUGGUGGACUAUGUCGAUGAUUCGUAUUUGAAUCAAUCAAUGAAUUCAGAAAAUGGAUUGGAUUCAGUCACACAGAUUAUGUAUGAUAUGAAAAAGUACAAUAUAGUGAAUGAUGUUCUACCUCCUCCCAAUCACGAAGAUCUACAUGUUGUAAUAAUGGCAGUUUCAUACCUUCUUUUAUUUUUAUUAGGUACUUGUGGAAAUGUGGCAGUGUUAACUACAAUAUACCAUGUUAUUCGAUCGUCUCGAGCCACGUUGGAUAACACAUUAAUAUAUGUCAUUGUGCUUUCUUGUGUCGACUUCGGAGUUUGUUUGUCACUUCCAAUUACGGUUAUUGAUCAGAUUCUCGGUUUCUGGAUGUUUGGCAAAAUACCAUGUAAACUUCAUGCAGUAUUCGAGAAUUUCGGUAAAAUCCUGAGUGCUCUCAUUCUGACGGCAAUGAGUUUUGAUCGGUACGCCGGAGUUUGCCAUCCACAGCGAAAACGGUUGAGAUCAAGGAAUUUUGCAAUUACUAUACUUUUAGUUCUUGCCGUAUAUGCAUUCAUCACACUCUGCCCGUUAUUAUGGUCUUUUACUGCACGGGAAAUUAUACUUUAUGCGAAGGAAACAGCACCCGGAAUGCUGACAAGAAUGAAAAUUGAGAAAUGCACAGUGGAUAUCGACUCACAAAUGUUCACAGCUUUCACGAUUUAUCAGUUCAUUCUCUGUUAUUGUACUCCAUUGGUUCUCAUCGCCUUUUUCUAUACGAAACUUCUCAGCAAACUCCGUGAACACACAAGGACGUUUAAGAGCUCUCAAAUCCCAUUUUUGCACAUUUCGUUGUACACUCUAGCAGUUGCAUGUUUCUAUUUUUUAUGCUGGACCCCAUUCUGGAUGGCUACAUUAUUCGCAGUUUAUCUCGAAAACUCAGCAAAUUCGAGUAGUGUUCCACCAGUUUUUGUAUAUAUUAUGUAUUUUAUUCAUGCUCUACCGUUCACCAACUCUGCCAUUAAUUGGAUUUUAUACGGUGCACUAAAUGGCCAACUUCAACAAAGAUAUCGAUCAAAUCGUUCAAAUUCUACAAAAAAGACGACAACAACAACAGCUUCAACAGCUUUAUUGGAAAAGAAAAUCACAAAUUUGAAUACUAACUCUAAUUAUCAGGUAAAUGGCUCAAUGAACUCAAUAGCCACUGCAGCUCCAACAAAAACGAUUGGAAAUAAUGAAGUACUUGUUGCCACGUCAACAAUUGAUGAUGAUGUUGCAACUGAUGUUGUAGAUGUUCGACUUUUGAGUAAUCAUAAUCCAACUUUUCUUUGAAAUUUUAAAUAAUAAUUUAAAUUAACGGGUAUUUAUCACACAUUUAAUUUAAAAAGAAAUAUUUAUUUCAUUUUUCUAUGUAAUUUCAAUUUCGUGAUUGCUUCCCCAUUUGUCAGGUUUUGCUAUUUUACAAUAAUUUUUUUUGAAAUAAAGUAUAAAGUGUUUGUGUGAAG
Messenger RNA from Caenorhabditis elegans, 1502 nucleotides. RefSeq names its product putative G-protein coupled receptor C06G4.5 (gene npr-17). Bases 19 to 1329 code for a protein of 436 amino acids. NCBI's taxonomy places the organism in Eukaryota, Metazoa, Nematoda, Chromadorea, Rhabditida, Rhabditidae. The record is from RefSeq and is marked reviewed. The transcript is spliced from 10 exons. Gene Ontology annotation, biological process: G protein-coupled receptor signaling pathway. Gene Ontology annotation, molecular function: G protein-coupled receptor activity. Gene Ontology annotation, cellular component: plasma membrane; membrane.